Messenger RNA from Coregonus clupeaformis (lake whitefish), 4866 nucleotides. Its product is annotated as inactive tyrosine-protein kinase transmembrane receptor ROR1-like. Gene Ontology annotation, cellular component: signaling receptor complex. Bases 201 to 3065 code for a protein of 954 amino acids. Gene Ontology annotation, biological process: positive regulation of kinase activity; multicellular organism development; positive regulation of canonical NF-kappaB signal transduction. The record is from RefSeq and is a predicted model, not a curated record. NCBI's taxonomy places the organism in Eukaryota, Metazoa, Chordata, Actinopteri, Salmoniformes, Salmonidae. The transcript is spliced from 14 exons. Gene Ontology annotation, molecular function: ATP binding; protein kinase activity; protein binding.
AGUGGGACUCGGGCAGGGAGAGAGAAGGAGAGAGGGAAAGAGAGAGAACUUCGUGCUUCCAUUACACACAGACACGGGAUAAAGGACGAGUGCGUGGACAGUUCUUAUAUACAUUUUUGUGUCUUUUCUUUUUAAAUCAACGUUUGCACGUGCGCUUACGGUUGUAGUGGAUGUAAAGGUAUUAGAAUAUAAUCGGGGGAAUGUAUCCUGAUCGGGCAACAGUGACCGACCGUCUUCCGAGAUGUCAACUCAACAUUCUCCGGGCCAUCAUGCUACUCCAGGCCGUUCUAGAGAUGACUGCGACCGGGUUUGAGGACCCCAGUGUGGUGGCCUCCUCCACUUGGAACAGCUCAGACCUGUUUCUUCAUCUGGAGGCUCCUAUGAACAACAUCACCACGUCUCUGGGCCAGACGGCAGAGCUGCUGUGUCGUGUGUCCGGUAACCCCCUUCCCACGGUGCGCUGGCUGAAGAACGACGCUCCUGUGGUCCAAGAGCCUCGCCGGAUCUCCUACCGACCCACGUCCUACGGAUCGCGCCUCCGCAUCCGUAACCUGGACACCACAGACACAGGCUACUUCCAGUGUGUUGCCAGCAACAGCUACGGCACCGUCUCCACCACCGGAGUACUCUUCGUCAAGUUUGAUCCACUCCUAACCCCUCUGCCAGGAAGACCCUCUGCGGAUGAUUUUGAUGAGGAGGGGUUCUGCCAGCCGUACAGGGGCGUAGCUUGUUCUCGCUUCAUAGGAAAUCGCAGCAUCUUCGUUGACUCGCUGCAGAUGCAGGGCGAGAUUGAGACCCAGAUCACAGCCGCCUUCACUAUGAUCGGAACGUCCAACCACCUGUCGGACCGCUGCUCCAAGUUCGCCAUCCCGUCUCUGUGCCACUUUGCCUUCCCUACAUGUGACCGCAGCUCUGGGGUAGACAAGCCCAGGGACCUGUGUAAGGAUGAAUGUGAGAUCCUGGAGAAUGACCUGUGUAAGACAGAGUACAUCAUAGCCCGUUCCAACCCCAUCAUACUGAAGAGACUGAAGCUGCCUAACUGUGAUGACCUGGCAGCACACGACAGCCCUGAGGCUGCUAUCUGUAUGAGGAUUGGAAUCCCCAUGGCUGAGCCCAUCAACAAGAACCACAAGUGUUUCAACAGCAGUGGUUCAGCCUACCGUGGGACGGUCAGUAAGACCAAGUCAGGUCGUCAGUGCCAGCCCUGGAACUCCCAGUACCCUCACAGCCACACCUACCUGGCGGUGCGCUACCCAGAGCUCAGCGGAGGCCACUCUUACUGCCGUAACCCCGGCAACAAGCAGGAGGGACCAUGGUGUUUCACUCUGGAUGAGGGAGUCCGAAUGGAGCUCUGUGACAUCCCCAUCUGUGAUUAUAAGGAGAAGCGUGGGGGCAGUAACAUGGAGAUUCUUUACAUCCUGGUCCCGAGCGUAGCCAUCCCUCUGGCUAUCGCCCUCCUCUUCUUCUUCAUCUGUGUGUGUCGUAACAACCAGAAGGCCGCCCGACCCCCAGCGCCCAGACAGCCCAAACCUGUCAGAGGACAGAAUGUAGAGAUGUCCAUGCUCACCAACUACAAACCCAAGAGUAAGGCCAAGGAGCUUCCCCUCUCUGCGGUGCGGUUCAUGGAGGAGCUAGGUGAAUGUGCGUUUGGUAAGAUCUACAAGGGCCAUCUGUACCUACCUGGUAUGGAGCAAGCCCAGCUGGUUGCCAUCAAGACCCUAAAGGACUACUCCAGCCCUGGCCAGUGGGGUGAAUUCCAACAGGAAGCGUCGGUCAUGGCUGAGCUUCACCAUCACAAUGUGGUGUGUCUGCUGGGUGUAGUGACCCAGGAGCAGCCUGUCUGCAUGCUGUUUGAGUUCCUGAACCAGGGGGACCUUCAUGAGUUCCUCAUCAUGCGCUCUCCUCACUCUGACGUGGGCUGUAGUAGCGACGAGGACGGCACUGUCAAGUCCAGCCUGGACCACGGAGACUUCCUGCACCUGGCCUUACAGGUGGCUGCUGGGAUGGAGUACCUGGCCAGUCACUUCUUCGUCCAUAAGGACCUGGCGGCCCGUAACAUCCUGGUGGGAGAACAGCUCCACGUCAAGAUCUCUGACCUGGGCCUGUCCAGAGAGAUCUAUACCUCAGACUACUACAGAGUCCAGCCCAAGGCUUUACUCCCUAUCCGCUGGAUGCCUCCAGAGUCCAUUGCCUAUGGAAAGUUCACGUCGGAGUCAGACAUCUGGGCGUUUGGCGUGGUGCUGUGGGAGAUCUUCAGCUACGGCCUGCAGCCCUACUAUGGCUUCAGUAACCAGGAGGUCAUGGAGAUGGUGAGGAAACGCCAACUGCUGCCCUGCCCAGAGGACUGCCCCCCCAGGGUCUUCGGCCUGAUGACAGAGUGCUGGCAGGAGGGCCCGACGAGAAGACCACGUUUCAAAGAUAUCCAUGGUCGUCUGAGGGCCUGGGAGGGGCUGUCAUCCCAUGCCAGUUCUAGUACCCCAUCAGGAGGCGGGGGCAACGCCACGACCCAGACCACCUCGUUGAGCGCCAGUCCGGUCAGUAACCUCAGCAACCCGCGCUAUGCCGCCGCUGCAGGCUACCUCUACCCAGCCCAGGGGAUGCCUGCGCCAGGUCAUCCAGGCCACCAGAUGGCAGGCUGGACCCCUAUGACCCAUGGAGCGCCCAUGGCCCAGAACCAACACCAACGCUUCAUCCCUGUCAACGGGUACCCCAUCCCCCCAGGCUACGCUGCCUUCCCUGCGGCCCACUUUCAGGCCCAGGGCCCCCCCAGGGUGGUGCAGCACCUCCCCCCGCCCAAGAGCAGAUCUCCCAGCAGCGCUAGCGGCUCCACCAGCACCGGUCACGUGACAAGCGUGCCCUCCACGGGGUCCAAUCAGGAUGCGAACACGCCGCUGCUGUCGCAUUGCGUGGCGAUAUCUGCCCUGCCAGGGGGCGGGACCAUGCAGGUGUAUGGACACAUGUCCCAGAAGGCUUUGCAACAGAUGGACCCCUCUCAGACGUCCGCACUGCUGGCCGACGCCAACAGACUCAUGUAUAGCGAAUCGGUCAUCACGGCAGACCUGUAAAUACAAUACAUACCUGUACUAUAUAUCACCUGGUUGAUUUUAUGUUUUUGUUUAGUUUUUUGUAAGAAAGUUAUUAUAACUAUUGUUUCAACUUUCUACUCUACUUGUAAAUACAUGUACGUAAAUCCUGAAUGAAUGAGAUGCAAAGAUUUAUAUUCAAAGAACAACAACAACAAAAAAGAUAGCAACAAUAACACACCUGUCAAUAUAAUGACUGUAUCACUCAGCGUCAUUGUGAAUAACCUCCCGUUGACGUCAAUAAAUCUUCCAAGACUCCCGUUGAAAUCAGAAUGAUUUCUGCGAAAGUGAGUUGCACAGGCUUAUCUAAACUCUGAAUCAGGCCCUUCUUGAUUUUCUGAAGCACUUCUGGUAGCUACAAUAUGUACUGCAGCGGGGUGUGUUGUUGCUUGGGCUGGAGGGGCCAUGUUCUGCAGCCAAAGCCAGGUGUGCUGUUGGUUGGACUGGAUGAGCCCUGUACUGAAGCAGCUGGAGUCCCCGGGUGUGUUGUCAGUUGGACUGUAUAUUCAGUUGAGCCUGCGUCAGCACAUCUGCCUGGCUGCCAUCCCUACAGCGCACCUCUCCUCCAGGAGUCUAAGCCCCCCUCUAGGGACAUGUGAUCUUCAAAGACUUCUGAUCUGACUUCAAAGCGGCCUGUGGUGAAGGAAUGAGGCCCUACCUAGGCAACGCUAUGCAAUAACAUAGCACUCAUACUCUCAGCCUCACUCUCCACAACUAUGUACCUCCACUAGACUCUCUCUCUUUCUCAACACAGGGUUCUAUCAACUCGUAUGUCAAUGACAUACUGUAGGUACUAGGAUUGAAUCAGAACAGUGUUUAACCAGCCAUGCUUCUCUCGCCAGUCUGUGUCCAUGUGUCUCCUCCCCUUUCUGAUCCUCUAAUGGUACUAGCAGCUAUGCAAUAUGGCUCUUACAUUGGCUAUGCAGUCUUUGAUCAAUCAUUUUAUUGUCUUUUUUUAUGAUAUAUAAAAGUGGGACUAAUAAAUGUAUGCUGAUCAUUACAACUUAUUUGUCAAAACUAUCCAUGAUGUAAAACAUGAUGUUCUACUAUAGACUGAAUGAAUGAAAAGUCUUUUGAUAAGAUACGGGGGUGAAUCAGAAAUCCUUCCACAUUUUACCACACAGCUCACAGAAGCAGCUACAAUACAGUAUAUUUCACCUCAGUUGAAUGUGUUUGUUGCUAUGCAACUGUUUAGUAAAAAGACUCACCCUUUGCCUGUACAGAAAGAGGACAAUCAUCGGUUUCCCCUUGGUAGCACUUGCCUUCCAUGUUAACUUUGGUAUAAUACACAUCUCUGUAAUGUUAAGUGCGUCCUUAUCUUUUAUGUGUCAAUUAGUCCGAUACUGUCGAGAGGUACAAACCUGCUCUUUAGAUAAAGCUUUUGGUUUGUUUAAAUUCCACUUAUCUUUUUUUUUCUAAAGCAGGUUUACCUUCCUAGGUAUCUGGAGUUUUAUACAGGUAUCUUUUGAUAAAUGUAUAUGAAUUUAAGUGUGCAUAUAUACCAGUUCAAAACCACUUAAACACAAGACUGUGAAUCUUGGGACUGGCUAUUUUGUCUUAGGCAAAAUAUCAUUCUUGUGCAGUUGUUUUAUGUUAGAUCAGUUUCUUUUUCUAGGACAGUCUUUUCAUAAAACCUUUUUAGAUUACAGUAUUACAGUGUAUUCAUAAGAAAGGUUUACAUGCAGAAUAUUCUAUUGACCAAGAGGCCUUGUCUUUGUAUUUGUCGGAAGAUUUUUGCACAGAUGUUUUGUAUGGCAAAAUCAAUAUUAAAUAAUUAAAUGUU